Pimephales promelas (fathead minnow) is the source of this 2768-nucleotide messenger RNA. RefSeq names its product casein kinase 2, alpha 1 polypeptide (gene csnk2a1). Gene Ontology annotation, biological process: peptidyl-serine phosphorylation; peptidyl-threonine phosphorylation; regulation of cell cycle. Gene Ontology annotation, molecular function: protein serine/threonine kinase activity; ATP binding. The record is from RefSeq and is a predicted model, not a curated record. Gene Ontology annotation, cellular component: nucleus; cytosol; protein kinase CK2 complex. Lineage: Eukaryota; Metazoa; Chordata; Actinopteri; Cypriniformes; Leuciscidae.
UUUGUAUUCUAAUAUGUACCGGCUUUUCGCAUUAUUUCAAAAAAAAGGACCGACGCGCAAGGCACUGCUCUACUAAUACACGCUUGUGUGAAUUUAUCUCAUGGUAUUUGCAGGCGAUACAGUUAUCGCGUGCCAGUGCUAACGUUACUCGCUAACCACUUAAACCCGCCGUAUUCUUUAGAAAAACCUACAUAAACUGGCUGGAUUGAUUCCGGGUCCGAUUAAGCACAUAUAUACGCUUCUUGUAUGUUUCAUAGUUCUUAUGACUAUGAAUAGCAUCUGGAGGGCCAUGAGGAAGGACUUUUAGGAUUGCUGUGUCUCCUGAAUAAGCUCCUGGAUGUCCUCUUUCAUUCGAAUUGCAAUCAGCCUAUGCUCCACCAUAAAGUCAUCACAUCUGCCUUCAUCAGCUUCACCUGUCAUUUGCUGCUUGGAGGAACCCUCCAAGGUGUUUCAGGGAAUACCGUGUGUAGAAUAUGUCUGGCCCUGUCCCAAGUCGCUCUCGAGUUUACCCUGAUGUAAACACACAGCGACCUAGAGAGUACUGGGACUAUGAAUCUCAUGUGGUGGACUGGGGAAAUCAGGAUGACUAUCAGUUAGUGCGAAAGCUUGGCCGGGGAAAAUACAGUGAAGUGUUUGAAGCCAUAAACAUCACUAACAAUGAGAAAGUAGUCGUCAAAAUACUCAAGCCAGUGAAAAAGAAGAAAAUAAAACGAGAAAUAAAAAUUCUGGAGAACUUGAGAGGAGGCCCCAACAUCAUAACGCUUUUAGACAUCGUAAAGGAUCCUGUGUCCCGAACACCAGCACUGGUUUUUGAGCAUGUUAACAACACAGAUUUCAAGCAACUGUAUCAAACAUUAUCAGACUAUGACAUUCGCUUCUACAUGUAUGAAAUUCUUAAGGCUCUCGACUACUGCCACAGUAUGGGAAUAAUGCACAGAGACGUAAAACCACACAAUGUUAUGAUUGACCAUGAGCACAGAAAGCUUCGUUUGAUUGAUUGGGGAUUGGCUGAGUUUUACCACCCAAACCAGGAGUACAAUGUCCGUGUGGCUUCCCGAUAUUUUAAAGGCCCUGAACUACUUGUGGACUAUCAGAUGUAUGACUACAGUCUGGAUAUGUGGAGUCUUGGAUGCAUGCUGGCCAGUAUGAUCUUCAGGAAGGAACCGUUUUUCCAUGGACAUGACAACUAUGACCAGUUGGUUCGGAUUGCAAAGGUUCUGGGUACAGAGGACCUGUAUGAUUACAUUGACAAAUAUAACAUUGAGCUGGACCCACGCUUCAAUGACAUUUUGGGCAGACACUCCCGGAAAAGAUGGGAACGGUUUGUGCACAGUGAGAAUCAGCACCUGGUCAGUACAGAGGCUCUGGAUUUUCUGGACAAGCUGCUACGUUAUGACCACCAGGCUCGACUGACUGCCCGCGAAGCCAUGGACCACCCUUACUUCUACCCCAUAGUUAAAGACCAGGGCAGAGGAGCGCCGGCAGCAGGAAUGGCUGCUAGUUCCACACCGGUCAGCUCUUCUAGCUUGAUGGCAGGCAUCACCUCUAUGACUGCGAGCACACAGCCCAACAUCGCAAACAUCAGCGCCGGCUCACCCGUCAUCCCUGCCCCUAACACAAUGGCCACACAAGUGCCCACUGCCGCUGGAGCCCAGCCCUGAACACCAACUGCCCAACCUCCUCCCUUUUUCACAUCUCUCUCUCUCUCUCUCUCUCUCUCUCUCUCCCUCCGUGGGCCUGCUUGGAAUUGUGAAUUGGUGGGGGGGGGGGCAUUGAUUUCAUUUGUGGUUCUUUUUAUUAUGUUGCAAAUAACACAGAACUAAUGUUAAGUUACCAUUUUAUUUUGUUGUUCUCCUCAGUUGUUGUUUAGGGGGAUCUUGAACUCAAAGAAACUCAUGAUGUUUUUGCACCUGUCUGUGUGAGUUAGAAAAGCAAACGGUGUGAACUUUCACUCGCCGUUAUCGUUUAGAAACACAUAAAUGUCCACCUGAAGAAGGAUAAUAAAAUUAAUUUUAUUUGUCCCCUCUAGUGUUCUUGUACUCAAACCAUUUCACUGACUUAUUUUUAACUCCAUUUUUUUUCUUUUUUGGGGGGUGAAGCAGGGAUUUGUUUUUUUUUUUUAGUCCCUGUUUUUACAAUAAUCUUGAUCACAAAGGUGACAAAACCUGGUGUCAUAUGUAUUGAAUUUCUGAGUGAAGAUGCUUAUAAGGAGUCAUUUGAUUUGGAAGAAUAUGAUGAAUGGGACAAGAGUAAUCUGAUUUGAUGUUGGAGAGAGCAUUUGCACCAGUGUCACGAUUCCUCCCGUUACAGUGCGUUUCAGCUCUGCGUCCAGAGAAUGAGGGCAUGAUUCAAUCAAAACUACUGUAAUAUUUCUGAUUUGUUCGAUCAUUGUGUAUCAAAGCAUUCUCUUUCCAAUAAUGGAAGCUCUUUCAUUUCAGCUGUGCUGGUUCUGUGUAUUGCAGGUGAAUUGGAUAUGGUCCUGGAUCUUGUUAAACUCUCACUAGUUGCUGUUCAAGGACUUGUACCAAUUGCUGAGUAACACAAUCAAUAAUAUGCCAAUUUUUGUUACCUUCAGUUCUGUUAGCGUGCCUGUUUGUGUGAGUGUGUACGUACGAGUGGACUUGUCUUUUGUUUUUAAGAAGUUUCAGACAUCUGUUUGAUACUAAGAAUUUUUGUAAAAAUUUUUUUGAGAGGUGACUGUUCAGUGAAUUACACAUCUCUUUCUAUCCCCAAAAUUAAACCAAUUAAACAGGUGAAAUAUUGAUUUA